GAGAAUCAGUCUGCAGGGAGUUCAGCGGACUCAGGAGGAGACUGUCAGAUUGAUGAUGCCGCAAGUAUUUCCCACUUGUAGUGAAUGGUUGUGUUUUCAGAACCAGUGGGGGCGGAGGCGCAGUCCUUCCCUCCCAGAACUGCAGAGGAGGAGGUAGGCUGACCUCUCUGGGGGUUCCAGACCAACCAGAGCUACACAGUGAGACCCCCGGCUUUAAAAGAGAAAGAAAAACAGGGGAAUGUUGUGGAGUUCUGGCUUAUUGGCCUUUGGCCUUUGCCAGCCUGAACCGGUAUCAGUCUUUCCUCAGUUUCACACAUCAGAUAUUGAUCAGAUAUUGUAUCACUACGAUGACUUUUUUUUUCACGUUUUAUUUUAUUUUAUCAAUUAAUUUGAUAUAGGGUCUCUCUGUAGCCACAGCUGUCUUGGAACUUGCUAUGCAGAGCAUGCGUCUGCCUCUGCCUCCCGAGUGCUGGUAUUAAAGACUUGCAUCGCCUUUCCCGGCUUAAUCGAUAACUUUUACAUUAAUCAUCUCUAUGCUAAGAGAAAUCUAAGGCUUUAUACAGGAUUCCAACCCAAGGAAUUUCCGAGUACUGGAAGGUACUAUGCAUACUGCUGGGGGACAGUAAGUUUCACCAGCUAAGACUCUUUAGCGGGGUCCUGAAGACACUAAGGAAAGGCGGAGGCAGCAGCUGUUCAAGGAAAUGGAGACACUGGUGCAUCUAGAACAGCACAAUCUGCGCAGGUUUCUCGUUUGUGGAGACUGAGUCUCAAGCUCUCCAGCUGAACCUCCAUCUCCAUCUCUACCGCUGAGUCUCCGUCUCCACAGCUGAGUCUCCAUCUCCGUCUCCACAGCUGAGUCUCCAUCUCUGUCUCUACAGCGGAGUCUCCAUCUCCAACCAUACAGCUGUGUCCACGUCCCCCAUGAUUGACGCUGGGGAACUACAUUACCCAGAGGAGACCGCGGGGAGUCCGGGAAGGCUCAGCCAAUGAAAACAGGGCUUUGAUUUUCGCAAUUUGGGACGGGGAUUUCCAGCUUUGCUUUUCCUGGAUUUUCUGGCUGGGUUUGCGUCCAGCUGGCCAGUGGAGGAACGGAGUGAGGAGCACGGCUUAGUCCUGUGGCUCCGAGUCGGCUCUGCGGCGUCCCUUGACCCGCUGCAGGCCUGGGGUAGGGACGGCCCUUGUGUCCCUCUGGCCGGCAGAGUCAGAUGGCAGCGGCUGUGCGGGGAGACCCGAGUCAGGGCUGUGUGACCUUUAAGGACGUGGCUGUCUGCUUCUCAAAGGCGGAAUGGACACUGCUGGAUGCCUCUCAGAGACUGCUGUACCGCAGUGUGAUGCUGGAGAACUUCUCGCUCAUGGCCUCUGUGGGACUUGUACCUUCUGGAACCCAAGAAAUCAGUCAUCUGGAGCUGUGGGGAGAGCCCUUCAUCCAGGCACUGGGAAUCAUGACUCCAGCUAUGUGGACAGGUUGUUGGAAUGGAGUGGAGGCUGAAAAUGCACCUGCUGUGCAGAGUAUUUCUACAGAUGAAGGACUCGGUGCAGCCAUUCCCCAGCACCAAAAGCUGAGACGUGGUGAGAAGCCCUUACAAAUAGAAGAGGCCAGGAUCUCUGUAAAGAAGAAUGGCACAAAACGCCAGUUGAAGAAUUUACGAAGCAGGAACAAUGGGAUGGACGUGCAUCCCAGCCCAGGUCUUAGGCAUGAGCUGACUCGUGGGGUCGGGAAGUCAUCCAGGAACUCUAACAGUGGAGAGGCCUGUCCCAGUGGGAACAGCAACUACCAAUGCAGUGACGGUGGGAAAACCUUUAGUCAGAAUUCUGUACUUACUCAGCACCAGACACUACACCCGGGAGAAAAGUCUUAUGAAUGCAGUGAAUGUGGAAGACGAUUUAAACAUAAAUCUAACUUUCUGGCGCACCAAACAAUUCACAAGCCUUACAUGUGUACCGAAUGUCGGAAAUCUUUUAGUUGCAAUAGUGACCUCAUUCAACACUGCAAAGUCCACACUGAAAAAAAUCCUUUUAGAUGCACUGCAUGUGGACAGGGUUUCAAGUAUCACUCUAUACUCAUUCACCAUCGCAGAAUCCACACUGGAGAAAGGCGUUAUAAAUGUGAAAAAUGUGGGAAAUCAUUUUUCCGAAAUUCUCAUCUCAAGGAACACUUAGUUGUUCACACUGGUGAGAAGCCUUUUAAGUGCCCUGAAUGUGAGGAAUCAUUUAGGUACAGACCCACCCUUAAAAGUCAUUAUUUCCAAGUUCACACUGGGGAAACUCCCUAUAAGUGCAGUGAAUGUGGGAAAGUUUAUAUGACAAAACCCAGCCUUAUAAGUCAUUGGCGAAUUCAUACUGGAGAAAAACCUUAUGAGUGCAGUGAGUGUGGGAAAGUAUUUAGGCAGAAAUACAGCCUUAUAAGUCACUGGCGAAUUCAUACUGGAGAAAAACCUUAUGAGUGCAGUGAGUGUGGAAAAGCAUUUAGGGAAAACUGUGGCCUUCGAAGUCAUAGGCGAAUUCAUACUGGGGAAAAGCCUUAUGAGUGCAGUGAAUGUGGGAAAUCUUUUACCAAAAACUCUUCCCUUACAAAACACACAAACAAUGUUCAUAGCAGAGGACAGCAAUGAGUGUGGGAGUCUUUCCUGAACAUCCAGCCUCAUUUAACAUCAGAGAGUUCACACUGCAGCAAAGUCUUUUGAGCUCAGGGAAUGCGGGAAUGGUUUUCCUAGCACUUCUGGCCUUUAUAGACACUGGAAGAUUCCCAGGUGAUGGAUGCAUUGUGAGUGCAGUGAACACGGACAAUACCGUAGUUGUCUAAUGUAAUUCCCCAGCAGAGUGUCCACUGCACAAAAUGCUUCAGUGCUUCAGUUUGGAGAUCCUCUGCCCGUUCUUCCAUCUUUAGCCCCAGAGACAUCCCAGUGCUGGAAUGAGUCACACAGGCACUGAUUGAUCAUGGGAAAGCCUUUGAGCAAAGGUCUGCUCUCACUAGCAACAGUAACAACCCAGAUAUGUUUAUGAAUGCAGGGAAUGUAGAAAAGCUUCAGCCACUGACCAGCUUUGUUCAGCCUUUGGAGUAGACCUGACCUAAAACAGAAGUUUUGAGAGUAGCCUUUGUGAGACAGCCAGCAACUGAGACUUCUCAUCAGUUUGCCAUGUUGGAACAGCAGGAUUUUUGCUGUCAGUUCCCAGAGGUUUUCUAGUAGGUAUAAUUGUUUUAAUUUUAUUUUUUAUGUAUUAGUGUUUUUUUGUGUUCUUUUGGUGUUUUUGAGACAGGGUCUUCCUCUAUCAUCAGUAGUGUUUCUGUUUUUAAAAUAUUUAUUAUUUUAUGUGUAUGAGUGUUACGCCCUGAUGUAUGUAAGUGCACCUGUGUCAUGCAAUACCUGAGGAGAUAUGAAGGGAGCCCUGGAUACCUUAGAACUGGACUUACAGAUAGUUGUUAGCUGCCUUGUCAGUUAUGGGAAUUGAACCUGAUCCUCGGCAAGAGCAGCCAGUGCUCUCAAUGGCUGAACCAUCUCUUCAGCCAUUUUUUUCUUUCUUUUGAAAAACAGGGUCUGACCUGAGCAUGUUGGUACAUUCCCUUAAUCUUAACAUUUAGGAGGCAGAGGCAGGCGGAUCUCUGUGAGUUCAAGGCCAUCCUGGUCUACAUAGUUCCAAGAUAGCUGGGGCUACAGGGAGACCCUGUCUCAAAAAGCCCAAGCGGGUAAAAAAAAAAUAAUAUGCCCUCCCCACGCUACUCUGCAGCUCAUCGAAGAUUCUCUACAGUAGACACCAUAUUGACACGGAAAUCAAGUCCUCCAAAAUAGAAAAAUUGGUAAAUGUCCCAGUGUUCUACCUGACAGCAACAGGAUGGAGCUAGAGAUGAGCAGUAAAGGAAAUGACAGACACAGUAUGCAGACUAAACAGCACACUAGUGAAGGACAAAUAGUGAAGAAAUCAAUGCCAAACACUUGGUUCUCCACCAACUUCUCACGUGAAUAUCGAUUGUAAUGCUUGUGAGAAUCAGGUUAGUGUGAAGGAAAGGUGUAU
This is a messenger RNA of Nannospalax galili (Upper Galilee mountains blind mole rat), 4011 nucleotides long. Its product is annotated as zinc finger protein 773-like. Gene Ontology annotation, molecular function: DNA-binding transcription repressor activity, RNA polymerase II-specific. The record is from RefSeq and is a predicted model, not a curated record. Gene Ontology annotation, biological process: negative regulation of transcription by RNA polymerase II. The transcript has 4 exons. The coding region runs from base 1206 to 2612 and encodes 468 amino acids. NCBI's taxonomy places the organism in Eukaryota, Metazoa, Chordata, Mammalia, Rodentia, Spalacidae.